AUUUUCGGUUAUUUCAGCGGGGACGGUUCUCCAUCAUUCGAGGGAAACCACGUCAUUCCAGGUAUGCUAGGCGCUUGGUGCCUUGAAUCGUUACCCAUUGUGACUACUUCCAGAAACAAAGCCAAGUGCGAGGAAGAGAAUAUUUUGAGACUGAGUAUCGGAUUUUGGUCUCCGAGCUCUUUGGUUGGAGGGAAGUGGAACCACACGCAUCCCAGUCUCAACAUCAUGAAGAUACUGAAGUUUCAGAGACCGAGCCUGAAGUCGACGAAGACUCCAAUUGGCGUACGUGACCCUUAUCUCUUGGAAGUCGUUGCUAACAGUCUGAAGGUCUCCUGA
Molecule: messenger RNA, 336 nt
Organism: Rasamsonia emersonii CBS 393.64
Lineage: Eukaryota; Fungi; Ascomycota; Eurotiomycetes; Eurotiales; Trichocomaceae
Exons: 1
Source: RefSeq, a predicted model, not a curated record